AUGCCAGCUAUUGCAUCCAUUUUACACCCAAAAGAUCAGUCGCCCAGUCGAAGGAGAGCAUCUGCAAAUGAAAGUCGUGAUGGUCUUUGCUCAGCUCUUGCAUUAUCAAAAGAUGCUGUAACAUCACGUACCA
Dentiscutata erythropus is the source of this 133-nucleotide messenger RNA. The record is from the annotation of a GenBank genome assembly. NCBI's taxonomy places the organism in Eukaryota, Fungi, Glomeromycota, Glomeromycetes, Diversisporales, Gigasporaceae.